AACCGAGCCAGAGCAGGGACUAUGGUUGUCCAUGAGUUCGAAGAGGCAGUGGAACUAACAUGGCUUCUUGUCGGAAAAGCUAAGCAAAAACUUGAGGAAUAUAAUGAGAAAGUAAAAGGGAGAGAGAAAGGAAGAUGAUUGUGAUUCCAAAGAUAUUGUCUGGAUGAAGUUUCUGUGUUUAAAUUUGUAUCGACCGGUGCUCAAUCUCCUAGAGGAGAGGAUGAAGAAGGAGAUGCUAGAAGAGAUGGUGAUAGUAGGAGGUUUAGUUAUGGUUCAAUUCGUAUACGCUGGCAAUUCUUUGCUCAUGAGUUAUUUGAUGUCACUCGGUCUCGGCCCUUUCACCAUUGUCAUCUUCUCUACAUUUGCCACUUUCGUAAUACUCUCGCCUUUCGCCAUUCUCUUCGAAAGGAAGCAAUGGCCAAAUGAGCUUAGUUUGAGGCUGUUUGGUAAGCUAGUUUUGAUCGCCUUUGCUGGGGUUACCCUGUUUCAAUCUCUGUUUCUAGAAGGAAUCAGGUUGACAUCACCAGCAAUGGCAACAGCGAUGCCUAAUCUGGCUCCUGGUCUCAUUUUUUUCAUAGCUUGGAUGGUUGGGUUAGAGAAGAUGAACCUGAAAUGCGUGUACAGCAAAUUGAAGAUCUUAGGGACAUUGUUGUGCGUGUUUGGCGCUUUAACAAUGAGCCUAAUGCACAGCACUUCGAUAAGACUUAACGAAGAAGAGAAUGCUUCAGAAUUUGUGUUUGAUCGAGACAGAGUCGUCGGAUGUAUAUACCUUCUUGGAGCCGUCUUUGUUUUAUCAACCAACGUCGUCCUUCAGGCGUCGACAUUAGCAGAGUUUCCGGCACCAAUAUCGUUAAGUGCAAUAACGGCAUUACUAGGAGUGUUGAUAACAACGGUGGUACUUCUAUUGCAAAACCGGAAAGCAAAAGUACUUGCCACUUCAUUUGUUAGUUUCAGUAACCUCGUUGGUUAUUCUGUCCUGGGAGGGACAGUGAGUGGAGCAUGUGUUAGCUUUAAUGGAUGGGCUAUGAAGAAACGUGGACCGGUUCUGGUUUCAAUGUUUAGUCCAUUCGCUACCGUUAUAUCGGUUGCUUUCUCCGUUUUUACAUUAGGAGAGUCUGUAAGCCUUGGAAGUGUGGGAGGGAUGGUGUUGAUGUUCGUAGGGCUAUACCUGGUGCUAUGGGCUAAAGGCAAAGAAGGGUUUUCAGAAAUUGAGAGUUUUGAGAGUGAGUACGACUCUAAGAAGCCUCUUUUGUCUUGAUCGUGUUUGUUUGUUGUUCAUCUUCUUCUUCUUCUUCUUCUUCUUCUUCUCUUCUAUCAGUUUAUGGGAAAUGGUAGAGAGUUGGAUUUAGUUUAUAUAUAAAUGCUAGUGAACAUUUUAAAACGGAGAAAAUAGAAAGCUAUAUAUAUAAACAACAUACAUUUAUGUUCAGUACG
Molecule: messenger RNA, 1434 nt
Organism: Capsella rubella
Lineage: Eukaryota; Viridiplantae; Streptophyta; Magnoliopsida; Brassicales; Brassicaceae
Product: WAT1-related protein At5g47470
Exons: 9
Coding region: 164-1258 (364 amino acids)
Cellular component (GO): plasma membrane
Molecular function (GO): transmembrane transporter activity
Source: RefSeq, a predicted model, not a curated record